Molecule: messenger RNA, 1231 nt
Organism: Malania oleifera
Lineage: Eukaryota; Viridiplantae; Streptophyta; Magnoliopsida; Santalales; Ximeniaceae
Product: PLASMODESMATA CALLOSE-BINDING PROTEIN 3
Exons: 3
Coding region: 199-861 (220 amino acids)
Source: RefSeq, a predicted model, not a curated record
ACAGAAAAAGAAAAAGCACAAAAGAGAACAAAAAAAAUUAAAAAACUCUCUCGCUCUUUCUCUCUCAUAUUCUCUGCCCUCUGUCCCUCUCUCUCUCUCUCUCUCUCGCGCGCUCUCUCUUUCCUGCUUUACCAACUGUAGUGUGCGGGCUGUCGCCACAGAGCGGCCAGCUUAAAAUCAGAAACUUUGGGGGCGGCCAUGGCAGCUCUGGCUGAGUGGUUGAUGGUGGCGGCGGCGAUGAUGAUCGGCAUGGCUGUGGGGGCUGAGGGACAGCAGGGUGGAGGGGCGCCGCCGGUGGGGGCAGAGAGCUGGUGCGUGGCCCGGAGUGACGCCAGCGACCAGGCGCUGCAGACGGCACUGGACUACGCUUGCUCGGCGGGAGCGGACUGCGGACCCAUCCAGCCCAAUGGGCUCUGCUACCUCCCCAACACGAUCGCCGCCCACUCCUCUUACGCCUUCAACAGUUAUUACCAGCGCAACUCCAUGGGUCCCGGCACCUGCGACUUCGCCGGCACCGCUACCGUCGCUAAAACCGAUCCUAGCUAUGGAUCUUGCGUUUAUCCUUCGUCUCCAAGCGCGGCGGGAGGAACAACGACGCCGAGCACACCAGGCACAAAUGGUUCAACGACUCCCACAGGCACGCCAGUUGGUGGCGGCGGCGGUAAUGGUGGCAGUAGUGUAGAUAACGGGGGACUGAAUCCGGGAAUACCCACCAGUACUACCGACGCUUCAAUAGCUUCUUCUUCGAGGUUUUCUGCAGUAACUAUCUUCAUGCCUGCAGCCUCUUUUCUUCUGCUUAUUCUCUCUGUAACUCAUCCAUCUUCGACCCUGCUGCUUAUCAGUAUUCUAGGAAUAAAUUAGGCAUGCUGGGGAGAGAGCGCACACCAACUGUCUUAAUUAAUUUGCCCUGGCUUGCUAGCUAGGGUUGCCAAAAGCGCCCAUCCUGUAGAGAAGAGCUAAUGCAGUUUUGGUAGAAAUUAAGUAACUGGCCCAUUUGUUUAUGAGCAGCGGCAGGAGCUACAUAUAUUAAUUACCAUAUUUAUAUUUAUAUUGAAAUAUAUAUAUAUAUAUAUAUAUCCAUUAAUUAAUUUCUAUCCUGCGUUACUCUGCUCUCUUCUUAAUUGUCCGACAAGGAUUGUAGCAAAUUUGAAUUUGUUCAAGGCUGAGAGAAUUGAAGCCCGUUCUGACAUGAAACUUACUGAUUAAACUAGAAAUAGCUGUUUUCGCAUCA